Messenger RNA from Macadamia integrifolia, 1535 nucleotides. Its product is annotated as methyl-CpG-binding domain-containing protein 5-like. Bases 202 to 1131 code for a protein of 309 amino acids. Gene Ontology annotation, molecular function: DNA binding. The record is from RefSeq and is a predicted model, not a curated record. The transcript has 4 exons. NCBI's taxonomy places the organism in Eukaryota, Viridiplantae, Streptophyta, Magnoliopsida, Proteales, Proteaceae.
UAGGGUUUCAGUGUUUUUUCUUUUUUUCUCAUUCCUCCCGAUUUUAACCGACUCUAGACGAUUCCAGGACCGAUCUAGAUACCGGUUUGUGGUUUUUAAACCAUGGAUUAGGCGGAACGGUAACGAGUCACUCACCACGAGUGGCGACUCAAUACAUGUCAUCACUCUUAACUCCUAUAUCUGUCUGUCUCUUCUACAUUCAUGUCGGCCUCGAAGAUUUCGGAGAAAGAGAUGAAUCCUUCGUCGCAUGUACCGACUGAACCUGACCUACUUGCCAGAACUGUCACUGGCGCACCUUUGGAUCUCGAACUCGAAUUUUACGAUGCUCACAUAGAUUAUCGAAAUGAAGCUGCGAUGGGCGGAGUUGACUUUGGAACGCCCCUUAAUGAAGCAGCGAGGGUGGAAAUCGACAUUGAGCGAGCGCUCGAUGAGGUCCCAAGAACCGCCCCGGAGGAUUCGCCACUGCCUCCUCCUCCUCCAUCGUCUUCAGAGGUUAAUGAAUCCUCCCUAAAUGGAGCCAGAGAUCUCGUAGUGGGCCUGGAAGCAAAUAGGUUGGACGGUGGGAAUGAAGGGGAGCCGGUGCCUUUUAUGGAAAAGACCGAUUCACAGUUGGAGUCUCAGCCCCAGACACAUCCCCAGCCACAGCCACAGCCACAGCCACAGCCACAGCGAAAGCGGAGGAGGGCGCCGAAAACGGGGCUGGAGCUAGCGAUGGUCGAAGCAUCGCCCAAGACACCGGACUGGUUACCACCGGGUUGGCUGAUGGAGAGCCGAGUACGGGGCACCGGUGUCACCGCCGGGCUGAAAGACCGGUAUUUCUAUGAUCCAGUCUCAGGACGUCAAUUUCGGUCCAAGAAAGAAGUGCUUAACUUUAUUCAAACAGGAUCAAGUGGAAGGAAGAAGGGGAACUCAAUGAAGAGCAACACUGACGCCAGCAUAAUGGCUUCAGAGAGCUCUGGGUAUGAUAGACGAAAUGGGUCUAACUCAAAAGGGAAGAGAGCCAAGGCUUCCAGCUUUGAUUUCAACCACCGGCCAGCAAAGGUCCGAUGGGUUCUUACUGAUUCUGUGAAUGGGUUGUGGACCCCUUAUAUUGGUGACGAAAGCCUGCCGGAGUCACACAAACAAGAAUGAGCUGCAACAGCAUUUACAUCAUUUGCCCUCUGCAAAGGAAAAUAAUCUUUUGAAAGAUAGAGAAGAUGCGAGAUGGAUGUGGAAAGCAUUAUCAGUCUCUCCUCUAACGUCAGCCUAGGCCUAGAUGUGUUUGGGAACUUUUGAAGUGAAAUUCAUAAAGGGACCCUAUCUCUCGAUAUGCUGAAUCCGAGCAAAAUAGUCAUUCUUGUAAGUCAAAAUCAUUGUCAGCUACGUCCCUGUUUUACUGAACUUCUGUUAUAAUUUAGGACACUGAGGCAGUCUCAAGUAAUGUAUGUCCAUCUUGUUGGAUUUGAAAUGGAUAAGGGUGCAUGAUCAAACCUGCAAAUUAAACAUUCUAUCAUUGUUGUACUAUCAAAAAAUAACAUUAUUGAAUGCUUUUGGAA